Scophthalmus maximus (turbot) is the source of this 2231-nucleotide messenger RNA. It is a transcript of the gene hoxb5a, whose product is annotated as homeobox B5a. The record is from RefSeq and is a predicted model, not a curated record. Gene Ontology annotation, biological process: anterior/posterior pattern specification; regulation of transcription by RNA polymerase II. The coding region runs from base 206 to 1177 and encodes 323 amino acids. Lineage: Eukaryota; Metazoa; Chordata; Actinopteri; Pleuronectiformes; Scophthalmidae. Gene Ontology annotation, molecular function: DNA-binding transcription factor activity, RNA polymerase II-specific; RNA polymerase II cis-regulatory region sequence-specific DNA binding. Gene Ontology annotation, cellular component: nucleus. The transcript is spliced from 2 exons.
ACACACAUACACACACAUACACCACCCCACCCCCAUAUUUGGACGGCGCAUACAUAGCUAAAAACGAAGUACAGUGCAACGCCAUAAUUCACUAAUACAUCAUAAAUCGUUGAAAGUACGCGCGUUAUAACGACCGAGAGAAAUCUAACAAAUCAAGCGCCCGUAGUACUUAACAGUUAGCCUGCAACUCUCUAAAACAACCUAAAUGAGCUCUUACUUUGUAAACUCGUUCUCGGGGCGCUACCCAAAUGUCCCCGACUAUCAACUGCUAAAUUAUGGAGCCAGCAGCGGCGCAAUGAACGGCGGGACGUACAGGGAAUCUUCCUCCGCCACCAUGCACCAUGCGACGGGCUCUUACGGCUACAGCUACAAUGGCAUGGACCUAACCGUCACCAACCGGGGAGGGGGUAGCAGCGGCACCGCCGGCACCGUAGAACAUUUCGGGGGCGGCUCAAUCGUCGGUGACUCCCGAGGCUUCGGAUCCCCGACCCCGGAGAGGCGUUUCAGACAGCCGUCCAGCUGCUCCCUUGCCUCCGCGGCAGACUCCCUCCUGUCACCCGUCAUUGGAGACACUGAGCUGAGCGCCCAGAGCUCGUCUCCCCGUUCGGAGCAACCAGGAAGCGGCAAUCUCAGCUCUCCAAACCUGUCCUCGAACUCCUCCGGUGGUGGUGGAGGAGGAGGCGGCUGCGGCGGCGGCGGAGGCACGGCGCAGCGCUUUACGGAGCUGGACGACGCGUCGCUAGACCCCGACGAGUUGCACCACACCCGGGACGCAGACCACGGUAGCCACCCGCUCUCCAGGACCGGACACCCGCACCCCGUGCAGAAGCAGGAGGGCGGCGCGGUGGGACCAGCCGCUGACUGCACGACGGGAAGCGAAGCGCACACGCCACAGAUAUUCCCCUGGAUGAGAAAGCUGCACAUUAACCAUGAUAUGACGGGCCCUGACGGGAAACGGGCGCGGACGGCGUACACCCGUUACCAGACGCUCGAGCUGGAGAAGGAGUUCCACUUCAACCGGUACCUGACGCGGCGGCGGCGGAUCGAGAUCGCUCACACGCUGUGCCUCACGGAGCGGCAGAUCAAGAUCUGGUUCCAGAACCGCAGGAUGAAGUGGAAGAAGGACAACAAACUGAAAACCAUGAACCUCUCCACCGUCAGCGCCUUCCAACCCUAGACUAAAAAAUAUAAAGAAAAAAAAAGAGAAAGAAAUCCAUCCGUCCCAUCUCUUUGGAAAAGUUACAGCCAUGACGCACAGGCUUUACCGAAUCUGUACCAACGACAAUAAAGACGCACACAGGAAACACCCAGGGGAAGCCAGUGGACUGUGGAGCAGGGAGGAGAAGACGUGAUGAAGAAACUUGUGCCCCAAACAGAUUCCACAUCGAGAUAAAAAAAACAAAAAACACUUCCUAAUAUCAACCGAGUACUGUACAACAGUGCAGCACUUUUUAUUUGUUAGGCAUGUUGGUCUUUGGUGUUUUAGGGCAAUGUAAAAAAAAACUGUGGUACUUGCUCUUUUAAAAAAAGGAAGAAGAAGAACAACCAAAAAAACGUAGUGUUCCUGCAUAUGUUCUCGUUGUGUAAAAAAAAAAAAUGGAGGAGAGGAGUCACGGAUGAAUAUGCUACCUGACAUGCGUCCUACCUUACAACCUUACUACCUACCUGUUGGUCAAGGUCUAAAUGUCGUCGUGUGUGUGUCGAGUGAGGUGUUUGUAAUUGACGAAGUGCUUUCUAUAAAAGUUAGCAUGUUCGUGCCCAGUAACAAUGAAAUCUAUCGGCCUCUCCCUUUCCACCCACUCCGUCGGUGACUUUUUCAUCCAGAUCUGCUCUAGUUUUGAUUGAAGGAGCAGGGGAAGGUGCGAGGGUCAUCCCUGCCUACGUCUCGUUGUGUAUUAUUCAAAAAAGAAAAGUGUACCCGUAUAUUAUUGAUAUUAUUGUUGUAAUUAUUGGAUUCAUGUUCCAGAAAGGAUGUAUAUAGAUAUUGACUCUUUUUUGUAAGUGUACCCACUUCAUUAUUUGUACUCGCGAGUGCGUGUGUUUGUGAGAGAGAGAGAGUGCGCGUGCGUGAGGGAAAUGGCCGCCGUCCUGUAAGGCCUGUACGCUUUCUGCCAGUGAGCUUUUUUUUGUAUUUGUUUGUAACUUGGAGUAAAACAGACAAUAACUACGGGAUAAAAAAAAAGGAAGAAAUUGAAGAAAGAAAAUAAAGUUCCUCAUAUUCGUCAUCAGAA